AUGCUUUCGCCAAUUGACGAGAAGCCCAAAGCGAAUUUCAAGGCAAAUGCCACAGGACAAGUGACCUGGAUGUCACUUCCUCGCAAAGAUCAGCUCUUCAUCUUGUUUAUCGGGCGCCUGGUCGAUUUCCUCCAGGUUGCAUCCCUCCAGGCUUAUGUUUUCUACCAGCUCAAGUCGUUUGAUGGCUCACUAUCCAGCACUCAGGUUGCUCGCCAGGCUGGCCUGUUACAGGGCUGCUUCACUGGCGCACAGGUCUUGACUGCGAUCCUCUGGGGCAAAGCUGCUGAUGCCAGCUGGUGCGGACGGAAAUGGGUUCUCGUCAUUGGUCUCGGAGGAACUGCCAUCAGCUGCUUAGGAUAUGGCUUCGCCACUACAUUUUUCUGGGCUGCUUUCUGGAGAGCUUUUGGGGGCGCGAUUAACGGCACUGUUGGCAUCAUUCGUACCAUGAUUGCCGAAAUCACAAAGGAGAAGAAAUACCAGUCCCGUGCGUUUCUGCUUCUGCCCAUGAGUUUCAAUGUGGCAGGAAUUCUCGGCCCAGUGAUGGGUGGUCUCCUAGCUGAACCCCAGACGACGCUUCCUGGGAUAUUCGGCGAGAAUGCUCCCUUGGGUUUCAAGUGGCUUCAGACUUAUCCUUUUGCAUUACCCAGCCUAAUCAAUGCUCUGUUGCUCACUAUUUCAACCCUGAUCACAUUUUUCUUUUUAGAAGAGGCAAGUACGAUCGAACACCAUCUUUGCCCCAGUCGACAGCCCUCUGAGCAUCGUGUUGCUGACUUAAUUACCUCUAAGGAGCGUAAGGGAAAGUUCGAUAUUGGCCUCCAUUUGGGUUCCCGGCUUAAAGCCUUCGUAACACGUUCUCGACCACACGAUGGAUACGCCCAGAUUGCCUACGACUGGCAGGACACAUCUGUGCAGAUGAGUACAAUAGAACCCGAUCACCAAAAGGAGCUCUUGGAAAAGACGGUUCGAGUACAGGAAAACAGAGUACUCCCUUUUACUCGUCUCUGGACACGCAAUGUCGUCUUCACCUUACUUACCGGGGCCUUUUAUGAUUUCCACCUAGGCGCCUUUACCAACAUCUGGUCACUCUUUCUCUCUACUCCACGAUAUCUUUCGUCAGAAGUCCAAACAUCCCCCUCGGAGAAGCGUAGUCUUCCCCUCCUGUUUACGGGUGGUCUGGGGAUGCCUGCGUCUACUGUUGGUUUGGCAACUUCUAUCCUAGGAGUUUUGGGAAUGGUUCUUCAAAUAUUCCUCUACCCUCCUGUUCAAGCCCGUCUGGGAACAAUUCGAUCCUUCCGAUGGCUUCUCCCUCUCUUUCCGGUGGCUUAUUUCAUUGCGCCAUAUAUUGCGAUCCUGCCUUCCGGGACCCAAGCCCCUGAACCAGCUUCAGGUUUCCUUAUCUGGUCAGGUAUCAUUAUUGUCCUGUUGUUUCAGGUCACGGCUCGCACGUUCACACUUCCGGCCAGCAUUAUCCUCCUAAACAACUGCUCUCCCCACCCAAGUGUGCUUGGUACGAUCCACGGCUUAGGUCAGUCCGUUUCAGCGGGCUUCCGUACUGUUGGCCCCGUUGUCGGCGGAUGGUGGUAUGGCUUUGGACUUGACAUCGGCAUGGUGGCUUGGGGCUGGUGGCUCACUGCAGCAAUGUCCGCUGUUGCCUGCCUUACUGCUCUUGGAAUGCAUGAGGGUUCUGGCCAUGAGAUCUUCCUCGAGGGCGAGAGGGAUGACGACGAUUAA
Messenger RNA from Clonostachys rhizophaga, 1731 nucleotides. Lineage: Eukaryota; Fungi; Ascomycota; Sordariomycetes; Hypocreales; Bionectriaceae. The record is from the annotation of a GenBank genome assembly.